ACAUGUCUUCCAAAACGAUCAAAGAAACGUCUACAACUGUUAGAUCAACUUCGCAGGAAGGGUGAUUACUUUCAUAACAUUAAUGUGCUAGAAAAUGGAAAAGGAGAGAUCGUAACCUGCAGACAGCCAUCAGAACAUUCAAAAGCAGAACAGUAUCUACCGUGCAACUUAUGUCUUGGAUUCUUCUUAAAAGAUGAGCUAUGGAGACAUGAGAAAGUGUGUCGUAAAACAAUGAAUGACACAGUUAAGUUCAAGCAAAAACGAAGAGUUCAAACUGCGGCCUCAGCUCUUAUUCCAUUCCGAGGACAGGCAUCACAAAGGUGCUCAGAAGUUGUUAACAGAAUGAUAAUUGAUGAUGUGUCAGUCCAAGUAAAAAAUGACCCUCUCAUCUGUGAAUUUGGCGACAGACUGUUGGAGAAACAUGGAAGCGAUCGAUCAAAAGAUGCAUAUGUCAGUCAAAAGAUGAGGGAGUUGGGUAGAUUUGUCCAAGCUGCCAAGUCAAUUGACUGCAAAGUGAAGAUGCUGCAAGAUGUUUUGGUGCCACCAAAGUUUUCUUUAGCAGUGCAAGCAGCAAAAAAAGCAGCUGGCUUCAUCAAAUCAAACCACAGGUACGACACUCCAUCCCUUGCUUUAAAAUUAGGACACUCACUGAAGGCAGCAUGUGAAAUUGUUAUUGCACAACAUGUAAAGGCUGAAGAUGAAUCAGCAGCUGGCAGAGUCAGGAACUUCUUGGGCUUGGUAGCUACAGAGUGGGACUUCUAUGUGUCAUGCCGUGCACGGACGAACUUAGAAGAGGGAAAAUGGAACAAAAAAGAAAUGAUUCCACUCACAGAAGAUGUAAUGAAGCUUCAUAAAGUGCUCAAGUCCACAGAGGAGAAGGCAAAAGAGCAACUGUUGGAAGGACCUAACCCUGCAGCAUACAAGACUCUCAGUGAGUGCCUUCUUUCACAAAUCAUUCUUUUCAACCGAAGACGGCAAGGUGAGGCAGCAAAAAUACUUCUGCAGACCUACAGAAACAGAUCCAACGAGGUACCAAAUGAAGACAUCAUGCAGUGCCUGUCAAAACUUGAACAGGACUUGAGUCACGAGUUUACCAGGUUGGUGAUCAGAGGGAAAAGAGGUCAUAAAGUGCCCGUGCUUCUUACAAAGGAGAUGACAAAUUCACUUGAUUUCCUCAUUGAUAGAAGGAGUGAGGACAAUGGCAUCUUGGAGAGUAAUGAAUAUGUCUUUGCAAGACAGAAUUCAAAAUCUUAUCUUCGAGGUUCAGACUGUUUAAGGAAAUAUGCAGCUGCAAGUGAGGCAAAGAGGCCUGAAACACUCAGAUCGACCCAACUGAGGAAACAUGUAGCUACACUUAGCCAAAUAAUGAACUUGAAAGACAAUGAACUGGAUCAGCUUGCUAAAUUCAUGGGCCAUGACAUUAGGGUGCAUCGGGAAUAUUACCGGCUAACAGAGAACACACUCCAGCUUGCAAAAAUGAGCAAGUUGCUCAUGGCAAUAGAGCUGGGAACUGACACCUACAAAGGCAAAUCUCUUGAUGAGAUUGAUUUUGGCUUAGAGACUUUGUCGUCAAGUGUGGGAGCAGUACAGGAGCCACAAAUAAGUCAAAGUGAGAAGUCUUCUGAACAAGGUGAAGAUACAGAUGGGCCCCGUAAAAGAAAGAAGAGAAGGAAGGUUUCUGAGCCAGCUCAAGAUUCAGAUGAAGAACCUCAGCGGACCUCCACUCCAGUACGACCAAAAGUGCUUAAAAAGACAAAGAAAACAGAAGAACCUCAGCGGACCUCCACUCCAGUACGACCAAAAGUGCUCAAAAAGACAAAGAAAACAGCAAAGAAAUCAAAGAGGGUGUCUGAGCCAGCUCAAGAUUCAGAUGAAGCAGCAGAAACAAGGACCUCAUGUGCAGGACCCUCAGCCCAAAGAACUAAUAAAACAGGUACAGACUGUCUGAUCCCCACUGCAUCAAAGCGCAAGUCCUGGAGUAAAGCAGAAAAAUCAGCUGUAUGGCGACAACUGGGACAGUACAUCACUCUAAGGAGAGUGCCUGGUAAAGAGCCGUGCCUCAAGGCACUUAAGGCAGAACCAGUUCUUAAAAAUCGUAAUUGGAAAGAUAUUAAGAACCAAGUCUACAAUUCCAUCACAGCUCAAAAAAGGAAAAGUAUUUAGUUCCUGUUCAUAAAUAUACGUAUAUGGACCAGUUAGCCAAGAAUGUUUUAAGGUCAAUUUUGAUACUGCACUGAACAGCAGUUAUUAUGUUGCUAUUGUCUACUUUUGAUAUUGCAGUCAGUAUGUUGCUGUUGUCAGUUUUUUUUAUAUUGCACCGUAUAGCAGAGUGAGUUUCUUGCUGUUGUCAAUUUUUCAUAAUGCACCAAACAACAUUAAGUUUGUUGCUGUUAAUUUUUCAUAUUUCACAGAACAAC
Myripristis murdjan (pinecone soldierfish) is the source of this 2417-nucleotide messenger RNA. RefSeq lists its product as uncharacterized. The record is from RefSeq and is a predicted model, not a curated record. Gene Ontology annotation, molecular function: DNA binding. The transcript has 8 exons. The coding region runs from base 232 to 2163 and encodes 643 amino acids. Lineage: Eukaryota; Metazoa; Chordata; Actinopteri; Holocentriformes; Holocentridae. Gene Ontology annotation, biological process: DNA integration; DNA recombination.